GCGUUAUAACAUGACUUGGAGUGGCUUCUGCGACCAGCCUUGACCUUCCACGGAGAUAACUUAGGAAGCUGCCCAUUUGACGCGCUCAUCUCCUCUGGCGAUCAUGGCGUCCCCGCCGCCCACCACCACCGCUGGUGCCAUCGAAGGAGGCUGCGACUUCCUCGAUGCCGCCACCCUCCGCUCUUUGCUCACCCCCUCCGCCCUCAUACCCCACCUCCGCUCCUCCCUCCCCUCCCUCUCCUCCGCCGUCCAGGCCCCGCCCCGCCAGAGCUUCUCCCUCGACCCCUCCUCGUCCUCCUCCCUCCUCCUCAUGCCCUCCUGGUCCUCUGACGCUUCCCUCCCUUUCAUCGGCGUCAAGAUUGUCACCUCCUUCCCCCACAACUCCGUCCUCCGCCUUCCCGGCGUCCACGCCGCCUACCUCCUCUUCCGCUCCUCCACCGGCGCCCCCCUCGCCUCCCUUGACGGCACAGCCCUCACUUUCCUUCGCACCUCCGCCGUCUCCGCCCUCGCCGCCGCCUUCCUCGCCCGCGACGACUCCCGCGUACUCGUCAUGGCCGGUGCCGGCCCCCUCGCCCCCUACCUCAUCGCGGCCCACCGCGUCGUCCGCCCCGGCCUGAAAAGAAUCAUCAUCUGGAACCGAACCCCUGAUAAAGCUCGAAUCUUGGCAAGAGAUCUCCAAGAACAGGAGGCGCGAAGGGAAAACAGCGGGGUAAUUUUCGAGCACGCCGAGUGUUUGGACGAGGUGGUCGGGCUGGGGGACGUGGUGAGCUGCGCCACGAGGUCGGAGAACCCAAUUGUCAAGGGGAAGAAGCUGAAACCCGGGGCGCAUUUGGACCUGGUGGGCUCGUUUACCCCAGCGAUGAGGGAGUGCGACGACGAGGCGCUGGCGAGGGGGAGGGUGUUUGUGGACUUUGAGGUGGCGCUGGAGGAAGCAGGGGAAUUGGUGGGCGCGUUCCAGAGAGGGGUCAUGGCGGCGGAGGAUGUGGCAGGGACGUUGGCGGAGUUGGUCGGCGGGGCGAAGGUUGGGAGGAGGAGCCCAGAGGAGCUGACGGUGUUUAAGUCGGUGGGAACGGCGGUGGUUGACCUCCUGGCUGCACAGUUGGCUUAUGACACUUACUUGCAGGGUUCUCCAUGAACUUUUCCUUAAACAAGUUCAUGCUGCGGAGUCCUUGGAAGGCAAUCUGUUGCUGGACAUGGAUUUAGUUAAUACUGAUGUUGGUGUUUAAAUGGUAAAAUAAUACAGGUGAUGCUGAAAUACUGGAAGAUUAGGUACCACCAUGGCAUGGAAAAUAAUGUAACAAGCUGCUAGUUCUUAUAUAGGCGACUACUGUGUGUGCUUAAGAUUUUAUCCUAGUACAUUUCUACACAUCAAGCCAACUAUCAGGUCAUUCAAGGAAAAUUUGGCAGACCAGAAAUCUUGUAUGAAUACUAUGAUGUAUGCAAUUAUUCAAAAACUGAAGGUGGUUUGAGUGGCAGAUUUAAAAUCAAGUUAGUAGGUGGCCGAGUUAUCUUAAACCUGGGCAUCUACCAGCUCAAGGAAAUGAAGUGUUUGGGAAAUUCAAGUUUCUUCUGACAUCUAAAUACCA
Molecule: messenger RNA, 1586 nt
Organism: Elaeis guineensis (African oil palm)
Lineage: Eukaryota; Viridiplantae; Streptophyta; Magnoliopsida; Arecales; Arecaceae
Product: protein SAR DEFICIENT 4
Cellular component (GO): cytoplasm
Source: RefSeq, a predicted model, not a curated record